AUGGACCUAAAUCGUGUCAUCAAACUCCUCGAAGACACCGACAAAGAUGAUUUAGAAGAAAAACAACUUAAAUCUGUCAAGAAACUGGUGCAGUAUUAUCAGAAUGGAUUUCCCCUAGGGGAUUUAGCACAGAUAUUUAAAAUUCUGAAUUUGUGUGCAGGAAAAAUUGUAAACCAGCCCCAUUUUAUAGAACCUGCAUAUAAUAUCAUAAAAUUAUGUGGCUUGCCAUUUUUGAAAAAGAAAGUAUCAGAUGAAAUAACAUACGCUGAAGAUACCGCUAAUUCAAUCGCACUUCUGGGUGACUUAAUGAAAGUACCAAGUUCUGAAUUGAGGAUACAAAUUUGUAAGUGUAUUGUUGACUUUUAUCAUGCAGAACCACCAAAGAAGCAUAUUACAGGUUACCAGCAAGCUAGCUCAACGUAUAAGAUUCAAAUGGCUGAAGUCGGAGGAUUGGCAAAAACAAUGGUUCAGUCAUUGGCCUUGUUUGAAAAUCAACUUGUUGAGAAACUUUGGGUUCUUAAAGCUCUGCAGCAUCUCUCAACUUCUGAAGUUAAUUGUACUUUCAUGAUGAAAGCACAAGCAGCCAGAGGCAUCUGUGCUCACCUCAGUGACCCAGAUCCCUCUGGACAGCUUCUGUUUCGUUCAUCAGAAAUACUCUGGAACUUAUUGGAAAAAUCAUCAAAAGAAGAAAUCAUACAACAGCUUAGUAAUUUGGAAUGUUUGCUGGCUUUAAAGGAAGUAUUUAAACAUUUGUUUAUGAGAGGUUUUAGUCAUUACGAUCGUCAGCUUAGAAACGAUAUAUUAGUGAUCACUACAAUUAUAGCUCAAAAUCCUGAAGCACCAAUGAUUGAAUGUGGCUUUACCAGGGAGUUGAUACUAUUUGCAACCUUUAAUGAAGUUAAAAGUCAAAAUCCUCUGGUGAAAGGUCUUAAGCUUUCUAAUUCCUAUGAAAAUUUUGAAUUGAAGAAAUUGCUGUUCAAUAUCAUUGUGAUCUUAUGUAAAGAUUUACCUACUGUACAGCUAUUAACUGAUGGCAAAGUUGUUCUGGCUCUGCUUACCUAUGUUAAAAAGCCCGAGAAGCACAAAAUAAUUGAAUGGUCUGCAGCACAGUAUGAAGAAUUACAACUGCAUGCAAUUGCCACUUUGUCAUCAGUGGCCCCUUUAUUAAUAGAAGAAUAUAUGGUGUGCCAGGGAAACGCUCGAAUCCUGUCAUUUCUAGAAUGGUGUGAGACUGAAGAUUCCUUCUUCAGCCAUGGGAACAGUUUCCAUGGUACAGGCGGCCGUGGCAACAAGUUUGCUCAUAUGCGUUACACUUUAAGACUCCUGAGAGCUAUGGUCUACCUUGAGGAUGAGACUGUAAACAAGGAUCUUUGUGAAAAGGAAGCAAUUCAGCAACUCAUAGGAAUAUUUAAAAAUACAAUAAACAAGAUUAAUGACAAGGAGGAGGCCAUCAUUUUGGAAAUUCAAUCUGAUAUAUUACUUAUCUUAUCUGGUCUUUGUGAAAAUAGCACUUCCAGGAAGGAAAUUUUUGGAACUGAAGGAGUGGAUAUAAUUCUUCAUGUAAUGAAAAUAGACCCCAAGAAGUUUCAGAGUGGAUUAGGCUAUAAUGUACUUCUUUUUAGUACAUUGGACAGCAUUUGGUGCUGCAUUUUGGCUUGUUAUUCCUCAGAGGAUUACUUUCUUGAAAAGGAAGGCAUUUUUCUCCUUUUGGAUUUAUUGGCAUUGAACCAAAAAAAAUUUUGUAAUCUCAUACUUGCAAUAAUGGUUGAAUUUUGUGAUAAUCCCAAAACUACGGCUCACGUCAAUGCUUGGCGAGGGAAGAAGAGCCAAACAGCUGCAAGUCUUUUAAUUAAAUUGUGGAGAAAGGAAGAAAGAGAACUAGGAGUAAAACGUGAUAAACAUGGGGUAAUUAUUGAUACAAAGAAACCUCUAUUUACUAGUUUUCAAGAAGAGCAAAAAAUCAUAGCACUGCCUGCUAAUUGCCCAACUGUUGCAAUUUUGGAUGUUGCAGAGAACAUCAGAGCAAAAAUUUAUGCUGUGUUGGACAAACUAGAUUUUGAAAAUUUACCUGGCCUAUCUACUGAAGAUUUUAUCACCCUUUGUAUCAUACAUAGAUAUCUUGAUUUUAAAAUUGGAGAAAUAUGGAACGAAAUAUGUGAAGAAAUAAAAUUAGAAAAGUUAAAACCAGUCGCUACAGAUAAAUAUAUUUUGGAAGCUAUUACAACAGCUUCAGAAAAUGUUGGGAAGAUGGUUGCUUCUCUGCAAAGGGAGAUGACUGAAAGCCAAGCACGCCAAGAUGUGCAAAAUGAACAAAAAGCGUAUGCAAAAGUAAGCCACAAUUACCACUGA
Molecule: messenger RNA, 2349 nt
Organism: Molossus molossus (Pallas's mastiff bat)
Lineage: Eukaryota; Metazoa; Chordata; Mammalia; Chiroptera; Molossidae
Gene: CFAP69
Product: cilia and flagella associated protein 69
Exons: 19
Coding region: 1-2349 (782 amino acids)
Biological process (GO): olfactory behavior; positive regulation of flagellated sperm motility; response to odorant
Cellular component (GO): sperm midpiece; non-motile cilium
Source: RefSeq, a predicted model, not a curated record